GCAGUGAAAAUGAGUUUUUAGGAAUAAAUCGUGUGAUUGUUCCAUUCAUUACAUGUGGUGAUCUAAGUGGGUUUGAUUCUGAUAUGACCUAUUCACUUGAGAAAAAAAGUUUGGAUCCUUUACAACCUCCAAUAAGUGCACCAUAUGACAAAGCAAUCACUUUGAAACAACAAAAUUUUUAUAAUAAAGUUCCAUAA
Molecule: messenger RNA, 197 nt
Organism: Entrophospora candida
Lineage: Eukaryota; Fungi; Glomeromycota; Glomeromycetes; Entrophosporales; Entrophosporaceae
Source: the annotation of a GenBank genome assembly